AUGACAAAAGGUAAUUUAGUAAUUGAAGAUUUAUGGCACAGAGAAGAAUUUGAUUUAGAUCUUGAAUUGUUUAAAGAAGAUUGUGUCAAUGGUGUUAGAGGCAUCAUUGGUAAUUCUGUGGGCAGUAAAAGGUUUGGAGAAUACAAAGACAAAGAAGAACUUGAGAAAUUGACUACUAGAUAA
This is a messenger RNA of Entrophospora candida, 183 nucleotides long. The record is from the annotation of a GenBank genome assembly. Lineage: Eukaryota; Fungi; Glomeromycota; Glomeromycetes; Entrophosporales; Entrophosporaceae.